UUCCAGUCACGAGUUGUGUAUGACAACACGGAGGAGGAAACUAACUUUGAAGGAAGAAAAUCGAGUCAUAAACAGCUGACAUACUUGCGAACUUUGGGCAGUCAUGGGGUAUAGUAGAGAUAGGACAUUCCUGGGUUACCUCAAGCGCUUCCAGCUGCGGUUCCUGCUGGUGAUUGUGGUGUUCCUGUACGUUGUCGUACCGCUGCUGGUGUGGCUCAACCCCAGCAUCGUCAACAUUUUCAUAUUCGGAAACUACUUUGUGCUGCCCUUCUCGGACCUCUCCCACCCCAGCUCCUAUGGCUUGCACGAUGCCCGCCACCUCCAGAUUGUCAGUGAUGACGGUUUACAACUGGGGAUAUGGCAGCUGUUACCAGCCUCACUGAGUGGUCAACCUUUUGAGCAGGCUUUGGCAUCAGGAAAAGAGAUCAUUCUUUAUUUACAUGGAAAAGGUCAAAAUAGAGGAAGUAAGAUUCGUGUAGGCACAUACAAAGCACUCACGCGGAUGGGCUUCCAUGUCGUCACCUUUGACUAUCGAGGCUAUGGUGACUCCACGGGUUUCCCGACUGAGGACGGCCUCAUGGCCGAUGCUCUCACAGUGUACAACUGGGUAAAACGGCAGUGCCAGUCUUCUCCUGUCUUUAUAUGGGGGCAUUCUCUUGGAACUGGAGUAGCUACCAAGCUGGCCAGACACCUCAGCUUAGAAGGUACACCUGCACUGGGCGUGGUCCUGCAGAAUCCCUUCACCAACGUCCAGAGUGUCAUGGACUACUCCAAAAUGGCAAUGCCGUACCGGUUCCUCCCCUGGUAUAUGCCAUAUUUCAAGCGGUCUCUCAAGUCAACAGGCACAUCAUUUUCCAGUGACGUCUACAUCUGUGAGGUAACAUCACCCGUCCUCAUAAUACAUGCAAAAGAUGACAGAGUUAUACCUAUAGAAUUGGCAUCUAAGCUGUUUGAGACGGCCCAGAAGACACCGGCCAGGACAAACAUUGUCACAGAGAUGGUCGUGAUGGAUGGAUGCGGACACAACAAUGCCUACAUGGAUCCAGACUUUUCAUCAAUAGUCACAAAAUUCACAUCUUCUCUUCUGCAAAACAAGAAGACGGUGUGACAGGUUAUGAUCUCUGUUGCUGCUCUGUGAUGAGGAAUACAGAAGGAGAUGCCCGUGCCUUGCUUUUACCCUGUGUAACAUCCUCAGCUAGGUGAUGCUUUCUUUCCUGUGGUGGCUGGACUGAUGGUGUAGAGCACCUUUGCGACAGGACACUUUUAUCAUGGUUUCUAUGUUGUUGCUCGAGAGAUGAUGGCUACUGCUGUAGUGUAAGAUGCUUUCAUGUACUGGUAUUUGUUUGUUUCAUCGUUAUUGAACAAGGCAGUUUGUUUGGAUUGAUGAUGAAAAGAAGACACACUCCAGGAUUCUCUGUCUUGUUUGAAGUAUUGAUGGAUUGAUGCUGUAGGAGGCUGACAUCAAGAUCCACAGGCUUGCUCCACGGAUUGAUGCUGAAUGAUAUAUGCUGAUAUCAUGAUUAUGUACCAUUUUGAACAUGAGUAGAAGUUUGUGCUGAACUUAGAAAACAGUUUGCAUUUAUUUGUCUCUCGUACAACACAUUUCCAAUAAUCUGAAAAAUCAUUUCUGAUGCCAAAUUCUUAUCUGUGAUAUUUAUGGAAAGGAUUUCGAAAUAUUAACAGUUUUUAUUAAAUAUGGAACAAUUCAUCGUUAUUUUCAGUGGUUUGUUAUUAAGCAACAAUUAUUGACAGCUUUUCUUAUCCAGAUCUGAUGUAAUUAUGUUGUAUGUCAAAAUGGCCAAGUUAAGGGAUGAUCUAUUGCACAAUGGCUUAUGCUUUUGUAGCUGGUCAUUUAUUUUUGUUCAGCUUUAUUUUGUUGAACAGUGCUUCAUACAUUGUCUUCAUGUUUACUGAUAACUCGUGUCUUCAUUCCUGACCAUAAUUUUACAAUUCUAGUUCAGUAUGCUCAAAUCAUAGAGAGACAAUGCAUCAUCAGAAGGAGGGGUGAGGGUUUUGAAAACUAGAGUCUAAAACUAUAAAAUGCUAAACAUGCUGGCUGUCUUGGAAAGAAAUGUGUAAAACAAUUCUCCUUCAGGUUUUCCUGUCACAGAAAUAAAUGUGUGUGAUGAGUCAGUGACUGAAGACAAAUACUCCAUCUCUUAUAAAAUUUUGAGGUCCCCCAUAAUAUUAAAUGGUGGGUCCUCAUCAGGUUAUCUCAAUUUGAUAAAGGGCAUUACAGGGUCACCACACUGUUGAGAGCAUGGCCGCCUUUAGUAUUGCAGUCCCAAGCAGGGACAACUCGUAUAGUGAACUCUAGGUUACAGCAUUUCACAUGUUAUUAUCAUUACCACAGAUUUAUCAUUUUUGCAUUUAUUGGGGUUGUGUGUUUUUUAAACAAACCAAUUCCAAAGCUGGGAUAUUAAUAUGUAAUAUUUUCAUAUUGUCCAUUUACACAAUGAGGCAUUAUCUAAGUUACAUUGUUACUGGCGCGCGUGCGUGCGUGCGUGCGUGCGUGCGUGCGUGCAUGUGUGUGAGGUGCAUCUGGUCCCAUCUGGUCUUGGAUGAAACUGAAGUUGAUAGGAUUGAUGUGAAUGGUGUAUGUCACACAUUGCCACUGAUACAAGAUACAAUCAUGGUUGACUUGUCUUGGUACUGAUAAUUCUGUACCAUUUAUCCGCUUGUUUUAAUAAAUUAGAAAUGCCAAACUUACAGUUAAUGGUAUAUGUUGUUAUUCUAUGAAGACUAUUUGGUGUUACCAUAAAAGACUCCCAGAAUCAACAGUUCCUUCCAUUGAUGCUUCACCUGUCAAACUGUUUCAGUGCACAUUGUCAGGUGUCAACAAUUGGUAGCCAGGAAUGAAAUUAAUUUUAGGUUCUUGAGACCGGCAAGAUUUUGUUUGAUAUAUAUUUCCUAAAAAACAUCUUGAGGUAAACAUCGUAAAAUCUGACCAAAACAUUUAACAAUUGGUUUUCAUGUAAGCAUACUUUGAAUUAAAUAUCAAAUGUCCAUACCAGAGACUAAUCAGGCGCUAUUAUUUGCCAAGACAGAUUCCCUUAGACGUAAAAGGUAAAAUAGUAAUGAUAAUAAUAUGAAUGAAAAUGCAUUUAUAUUUUUGUCUGAUGCUAAAUUUAGGUCAAAGAUACAACAUAUUUCCAAACAACAUGUUUUUGUGUACUGUUUCUGUUUGCCUUAGACAUGAAGUAUGUUAUGUUUCCAUAGUUUAUAUGCGUGUUAUGGCAAAUGUAGCUUGUAAAUGUGUAAGUAGAUUUUCUUGAAGGAUCGCAUCAUGGAGGUAAUCUUUCUCAAGGAGUAGUGUCAGCUGAUGAUCUUUGUAUUGCUUUUGCUAAUUUAGCAAUAUUGAGUCAAACUUGGUUUUCUUCGUGUUAUGCAAUGACACAAACCAAAGGCCCACCCUUAAUACCCUUAAUGUGAUUUUCCUGAGACUAUUUUCUUGACAUGUUGUAGGAUAGGUUAUUUUCUUUGCAAUAAUGAUAUAUAUACAUAUGUUUUGUUUUUCUUUGAUACUUUACUUUCAUCAUUACUUUUUACAUCUAAUGUUUUAUGUUUUUUAUUGUUCCAAUGAUAUUUUCAUUCCUGUCUUCCCAAAACACUUUUCCCAGGGAUCCAAAUAAUAACAAAACAGUAACUGUCAUGCACAUAUUUACCAUCUUCCCGAGGCAAGGGAGUUAACUGACUCUAAAAGUCCAGUUUCCACACUUGCCUCACUAGGCUGGAAUUUCUGGGCUCGAUCGUACUGCCACCAGUGGCUAUUACGAGUUAUGUCCA
Molecule: messenger RNA, 3786 nt
Organism: Haliotis rufescens (red abalone)
Lineage: Eukaryota; Metazoa; Mollusca; Gastropoda; Lepetellida; Haliotidae
Product: lysophosphatidylserine lipase ABHD12-like
Exons: 12
Coding region: 104-1108 (334 amino acids)
Biological process (GO): phosphatidylserine catabolic process; monoacylglycerol catabolic process
Cellular component (GO): endoplasmic reticulum membrane
Molecular function (GO): phosphatidylcholine lysophospholipase A1 activity; monoacylglycerol lipase activity
Source: RefSeq, a predicted model, not a curated record